CAGGAGGAUGCUGAGCUGCAUUCCCAUCAUUUUGUGAGGAAGAUUUCUGCGCGCACUACAACAACCGACGAGACGCAGAGCCACUGGAAAAACAGGAUAAUCCAAGUUGAGGCUUUUUAUCCAGCGCCAUGUCAUCUGGAGGAGAUCUGGGGAACCCCCUCAGGAAAUUUAAACUCGUUUUUCUGGGAGAGCAAAGCGUGGGGAAAACAUCGCUCAUCACCAGAUUCAUGUAUGACAGUUUUGACAACACAUAUCAGGCGACCAUUGGAAUAGACUUCCUAUCAAAGACGAUGUACCUGGAAGACCGAACCGUAAGGCUGCAGCUGUGGGAUACUGCGGGACAGGAACGCUUCCGGAGUCUCAUUCCCAGUUACAUUCGCGACUCGACGGUGGCUGUGGUGGUCUACGACAUCACGAAUGUAAACUCGUUCCAGCAGACUACCAAGUGGAUCGAUGAUGUCAGGACAGAGAGAGGAAGUGAUGUCAUUAUUAUGCUCGUAGGAAACAAGACCGAUCUGGAGGAAAAGAGGCAAAUCACGAUUGAAGAAGGCGAGCAGAGAGCCAAAGAACUGAAUGUUAUGUUCAUUGAGACCAGUGCCAAGACCGGCUGCAAUGUCAAACAGCUGUUUCGUCGCGUCGCUGCAGCUCUACCGGGCAUGGAAAGCUUGGACGAUGCAAACCCUGAAGGCAUGAUUGACAUAAAGCUGGACAAACCGGCAGAGCCCGCCGUGCCCGAGGGCGGCUGCUCGUGUUAAUGGCGAGCUGUGAGUGGACAGUUCUCUUCGCACCAUAGGCUUGUUGUGUUGCUUACUACUGGUUAGCUUCCAGUUGACUUCUCUGAUUGGAUAUAGGAACUUGGCCUUGUAUCUGAUUGGACAAAUCAAAUGUUACCUUUCAGUCUUGUUCAGUUGUAAGAUAUUGUAUACUUUGUCAAUAUGUAAGUGACUGGAAGUAAGAAAGAUACCGAAAUGCAAAAUUGAUCAAAAAGGGAAAAACUGAAAUGACUAACUCUUCUUUUCUUUUUGAACUGUUAUGUUUUGUAUUUUUUUAUAUUAAAAAGGGAAAGCACCAAAAAUGAUGCCUAAACAUAGAGGAGUAAUACAGUAGUGGUCAGCCAUUUUUGUGGAGGUGGCCAAACACGUCUGAAUGUCUACAGCACGCAUGCACGCUGAUCUGACCUUUGACCCUCUGUGGGCGGGGGGGGGGGGGGGGGGGGGGGUGGCUGUCUUAGAAUGUUUUAUAGCAUCUCUCUAUAGCAUCUCAUGACAAACGUAUCUCAUUUGAUAUUACCACAAAAAUCUGUAGGUUCACCAACCGUAGCUGUGAAAACGUGGCACUCUUAUCGCUCUAUGGGUUUAACUUUUAUAGAACAAGCUGUACUGUGGUUGAAAAAUAAGUAACAAAAAAAAAGACAACUUACUCAACAACACUGUUCCUCCUUCUGACCGCUCCUCCUCUCUACCUUCUUAACCCCUCUCCCAUCCCUCCAUCCUGGAAAUACACAUAUAACGAUCCACUGUAAUGCACUGCACUGUAUAUAAAAUGUAAUAUGUAUGUUGUGAACUGUAGAAGUGGUCCUUGUUCACCAGUAUGAAUAAUGUAAUAAUGUUUAAUGAUUAAUAAAUUACAAAUGAAAGGGC
Molecule: messenger RNA, 1640 nt
Organism: Periophthalmus magnuspinnatus
Lineage: Eukaryota; Metazoa; Chordata; Actinopteri; Gobiiformes; Gobiidae
Gene: rab6bb
Product: RAB6B, member RAS oncogene family b
Exons: 8
Coding region: 129-755 (208 amino acids)
Molecular function (GO): GTP binding; GTPase activity
Source: RefSeq, a predicted model, not a curated record